Terrapene triunguis (Three-toed box turtle) is the source of this 2585-nucleotide messenger RNA. RefSeq names its product non-specific lipid-transfer protein. The transcript has 16 exons. The record is from RefSeq and is a predicted model, not a curated record. Gene Ontology annotation, molecular function: acyltransferase activity, transferring groups other than amino-acyl groups. NCBI's taxonomy places the organism in Eukaryota, Metazoa, Chordata, Testudines, Emydidae. The coding region runs from base 265 to 1788 and encodes 507 amino acids.
UAAAAUCUUUUGUUGACAUAUUUUAUCACUAUUUAUUAAACAUUUGUAUGUAGCACAUUCAUGUUUGUCUCUUUAUAUAGAGAGAAUAAAAGUACAGUCCCUGUUGCAAGAAUGAAGGCUAGACAUGACUUGACACCUAGGUUAUGAUGCAUAGUGAGAUGACAUCAGGCAUGGGAAGGGAGGCUUACACAAAAUAACACUGAACUUGCUUGCUUUUGUAAGUUUGAAAAGCCUGGUGUGCGGGAAGAUUGGGAUUACCCUGACAUGGCUAAGGAGGCAGGUCAGAAGGCUUUAGCUGAUGCAGGUGUUCCUUACUCAGCAGUGGAGCAGGCAUGUGUGGGCUACGUUUACGGUGACUCAACAUGUGGUCAACGGGCUAUCUACCACAGUUUGGGAUUAACUGGCAUUCCUAUCAUUAAUGUUAACAACAACUGUUCCACUGGAUCCACUGCUUUGUUCAUGGCCCGGCAAGUGAUCCAGGGAGGUUUGGCAAAUUGUGCUUUGGCUCUUGGCUUUGAGAAGAUGGAAAGGGGGUCCCUUGAAGCUAAAUUCCCAGACAGGACAAAUCCAAUAGAUAAACAUAUGGAAGUGAUGAUAAACAAAUAUGGCUUGUCUGCAGCUCCAGGAGCACCACAGUUGUUUGGAAAUGCUGGAAAAGAACAUAUGGAAAAAUAUGGGACAAAACAAGAACACUUUGCAAAAAUUGCAUGGAAGAAUCAUAGCCAUUCAACUAACAACCCGUUUUCCCAGUUCCAAAAGAAGUACAGUUUAGAUGAAGUGUUGCAGUCUCGCAAAAUUUAUGAUUUUUUGACUCUUUUACAGUGCUGCCCAACAUCUGAUGGAGCUGCAGCUGUGGUUUUAGCUAAUGAGGAGUUUGUGAGAAAACAUGGAUUGGAGUCAAAAGCAGUGGAAAUUGUGGCCCAAGAGAUGGUCACUGAUCUUGCAAGUACAUUUGAGGAGAAUAGUUGUAUUAAGGCGGUUGGCUAUGAUAUGAGUAAAGAAGCUGCGAAAAGAUGUUUUUCCAAAGCAGGUCUGAAACCUACAGAUGUGGAUGUGAUUGAACUCCAUGAUUGUUUCUCAUCUAAUGAGCUCAUUACUUAUGAAGCUUUAGGACUUUGUCGGGAAGGAAGAGCUGGGGAGCUGAUUGAUAGAGGAGACAAUACUUAUGGUGGAAAAUGGGUGAUAAACCCCAGUGGUGGUUUGAUUUCUAAAGGACACCCAUUGGGUGCCACAGGUCUGGCUCAGUGUGCUGAACUCUGCUGGCAGCUAAGAGGGGAAGCUGGGAAGAGACAAGUUCCUGGUGCAAAGGUUGCUCUGCAACAUAACAUAGGCCUUGGUGGUGCUGUAGUUGUAACAUUAUACAGAAUGGGUUUUCCUGAAGCUGUAAGCAGCCAGCGCAUCCAGGCUAUUCCCACCAGAGCAACUGUUGAUGGAUUUAAGGCCCAUCUUGUCUUCAAAGAGAUUGAAAAGAAACUUGAAGAGGAAGGAGAACAUUUUGUCAAGAAAAUUGGUGGUAUCUUUGCCUUCAAAGUAAAAGAUGGUCCUGAUGGUAAAGAAGCAACCUGGAUAGUAGAUGUGAAAAAUGGUAAAGGCUCUGUAGAUAUUAAUUCAGAUAAGAAAGCUGACUGUAUAAUUACAAUGGCUGAUUCUGACUUGUUGGCUUUAAUGACGGGCAAAAUAAAUCCACAGACAGCUUUCUUUCAAGGUAAAUUGAAGAUUUCUGGGAACAUGGGCAUGGCUAUGAAGCUUCAGAGCCUACAGCUUCAGCCAGGCAAAGCUAAACUUUGAAUUCAUUUGACUGCACUUCACACACAAGACUUGAUAUCUAUAUUUGUCAAAAUCCAGAGUGGAACUAGACAUUGAAAGUAACAGUAGUACAGGUUUUUCUAAAUUUGGGUAAUCAAAUCCAUCUUUCCUAAACUUAAUAGAACGUUAAUAGAGAUUUAAGUACUGUCUUGCUGAACUCCAUAUAUCUGUCUAGUGCAAAGUGAAUGUAGUAAUUGUGACUUUAGACUAAACUGAGGCAUUCAUGGUUAUAAACAGUAUAAUGCAAGGAAUUAUAUAAACAAAAUUUGGUGUUAACCAGCCUGAAUUUUUUUUUAAAAGCCUUACGUAUUUUUAAUGAGAGAGGUCACUUUGCUGUCAUUGAACUUAAAUCUAACAAAUUGGUUCUUUAAUUAAAAUUAUUUUCUGAGAGGAAUCUCUACAGCCACAUAACUCUUUUUAAACUCUUAGGAAUCUGCUUUUAAAAUAUCUUCCAUACUACUGCUUUGGAAAUUAAGAAAAAAACAAAAAACCUCUAGAAGUAAAUAAAAACAUUCAAAAUUAGUGGUCAGACCAAGAUUUGCUUUGAGAUUCACAGCAUUAAUUGUAACGACUCAUCACCUUGAAAUAAGAUUGAGAGGAAAAUCAGAUAGCAUCUGCUUUGGUUAAAUACUUAUUGAUAAAAUGUUCCUAGAGCUGAUAAUUCUUUUAAGUUCUUACCGAAUACUGUAAAAAAUUCUUAUUCCUUUUUAUUCGGUUUUGGAGAAAUAAUGUAUUCUGGUCAAAUGUUUAAUAGAAAAUUAAAUAUGCUUUUCCUAUUC